Messenger RNA from Salvia miltiorrhiza (redroot sage), 773 nucleotides. Its product is annotated as CRS2-associated factor 2, mitochondrial-like. Gene Ontology annotation, biological process: Group II intron splicing. Gene Ontology annotation, molecular function: RNA binding. The record is from RefSeq and is a predicted model, not a curated record. The transcript is spliced from 4 exons. The coding region runs from base 192 to 650 and encodes 152 amino acids. Lineage: Eukaryota; Viridiplantae; Streptophyta; Magnoliopsida; Lamiales; Lamiaceae.
UAUCUUGCUGGAAUUUUGAACUCAAUUAUAAGUCAUGAAACAUUUUCCCUUUUCUUGAUGGAUUGAUGAGUUGGUAGCUAAUUGUGAUAGGAAGAGGAGGUGUUACGCAUAACACACUUGAAGAUAUACACAGCCAUUGGAAAAGGGCUGAGGCUGUGAGAAUAAAGUGCUUGGGGGUGCCAACUCUUGACAUGGACAACAUUUGCUUCCAUCUCGAGGACAAGACUGGGGGAAAGAUUAUAUACCGUUACAUAAAUAUCCUCCUCCUAUAUCGUGGGCGUAACUAUGACCCCAAGCAACGACCGCAGAUUCCACUGAUGUUGUGGAAGCCUUACGCACCGAUAUAUCCCAAGCUAGUGAAGAAUGUGGCUGAUGGUCUAACAUUUGAAGAAACUAAGGAGAAGCGAAACAGAGGACUUAGUUCUCCCCCUCUAAUGAAACUCACUAGAAAUGGCGUGUACGUAAACGUGGUAGAGAGAGUGAGGACAGCAUUUGAGAGUGACGAUGUCGUGAGAUUAGACUGCACUCACGCGGGCUCAAGCGAUUGCAAGAAAAUUGGUGUCAAACUAAGAGAUCUGGUUCCGUGUGUUCCUAUCUUGUUCAAAGAUGAGCAGAUUAUACUCUGGAAGGGAAAGAAAGAAGGUGAAUGAGAUGUUUACUGCUUUGCUUAUGUUUGGAGUUUGGAUCUUUUGAGUCAAGAAUUGGAUUAACUAUGAGAAUAGAUAUUGUGGUUCAUGUAUUCCCUCCGUCCCUGAAAAGUGUCAUUUUUUUUA